Acaulospora morrowiae is the source of this 145-nucleotide messenger RNA. Lineage: Eukaryota; Fungi; Glomeromycota; Glomeromycetes; Diversisporales; Acaulosporaceae. The record is from the annotation of a GenBank genome assembly.
UGCCGGCACUCGCGGAGCCACCUCGGCUGAAUAUCCUUUUGAAGAAAUUAUCCUUGUUGCAGUCGAAUUUUUUCCGAUUACCCCUAACUCGGUCAUUCAAAAUUCAAACCCAAUCCGGCCUCAUCUUGACUAUAAAAAAAAAUGA